Messenger RNA from Caenorhabditis angaria, 2438 nucleotides. The record is from the annotation of a GenBank genome assembly. Lineage: Eukaryota; Metazoa; Nematoda; Chromadorea; Rhabditida; Rhabditidae.
AUGAUUAGACUUGUGCCAAGGUCAAUUCAUCGAUUGGCGACUCGCGCAUCAUCAGCGAAACCUGCGGAUGUCACAAAAACCGAUGAAAAACCUAAAUUUGCUAUCAGAAGCUUGGAAACAAGCGAGAAUGUUGAAAAACGGAGUUUGAGCAGAGGUUUGGCUUUGAAUCGAUUCGAAAAGGAUUUCAUGAUUUAUCCCGAGUAUAGCGAUUCGGAUGAUGUGAAGAAUAUCGAAGGAUUCUGCGAAGUUUUGCGCAAUUCAUUGAGCCUCACAGAAGAUGCGAAGAAAAUCGAGAAAGAUGGCGAAUUAUCAGCAGAAGUGUUGGAAACUUUGCGAAAUAAUGCGAUUUUUAGUGUUGGAAUUGGAAAAGAAUUUGGAGGAUUGGCAUUGAACAACAAGGAUUUGUCAAAAAUCUUCGAAGAAUUGAGUGUGGAUUGGAAUAUUUUCUCAAAUUCUCAUGUCAAUUUAAUCGUCUCCAAUAUCAUAACAAUCUACGGAACACAAGAGCAAAAAUCAAAAUAUUUACCGCUUUUAGCGCAAGGUCAACUUCGCGCAGCUUUUGCAGUUUCAGCAACUUCGCUGGACACUUGCCAAAUCACUCAAUCUGCUGGCAAAACAUUGUUGAAUGUGGAGAACUUGAGGAUUGUUGGACGACACAAUCCCAAUUUUUUCGUGGUUUUUGGUGAAAAUAAUAGUUGUUAUUUGAUUGAGGAAGCGGAAUUGGGAACUGGGGAUAAAGUGGUUUUUCGAAGAGAUGAAACGCUUGGAUUGAAAGGGUUGGAUGGUAAACUUUUCAUUUUUUUGCAAAAAAAAAUGAUUUUUGACGUGUUUUCCACGUGAAGAUGCACAUUUCAUCAGUUCUUAUUUUUCAUUUUUUGCAGUUGGCAAGCUCGAUCUAACCGCCCUUGUUGAUGACUCAAAUAUUCUCGGAAACCCAUCUCAAGGUCAAGAAGUCGCUGCCGAACUCAUCGGAGGUGGUCGUCUCUCAUUCGCUGCUGCGACAAUCGGCGUCGCAAAGCGGACACUCCGCGACCUUUCCGCAUGGUGCAAUCGAACGCCAAGCCGCAAAACAACACGGUCAAGUUUGGCCGAUGAUAGUAGAUCACAGAGAAUUGUGACGGAUUUGGCGCUGAAGGUUUAUGCGUUGGAAUCAGCUGUUUAUUAUUUGUCGGGAAUGAUUGAUGAAGGAAUUUCGGUUGUUGUUGAUAUUGAGAAUGCUUUGAUUAGUGUGCGUGGGUUUUUGGGGAAAAUUGGCUGCGUACUUGACUGAGUAUCUAAUGUAUUUUCAAAUUUCAGAUGCUCGCUCGAGAAACCCUCCAAUCAAUGAUUUCUGUGCAAUUGGAGCUGAAUGGUCUCGCAGCGAUCGAUUCCAAUUUUCCAUAUGAGAAGAAUAUUCGAGAUAUCACAACGGUUUUGAGCUUGGUGAGUUACACGCGGAAAGCUUGCGGACACGUGCGGAAAACCAUUUUUUGCAGUUCGACGACAGCAAUGACGUGGAACAAAUCGCGUUGGCCACGAUUUCCACGUGGGCCACGUCGAGCUCGCAUAAACGAAUUGUGAGCACGCUGAAGAGAUGGCUGAAAAACGAGAAGGAGAGUGAUGAGAUGCGAAAUCCGGGUCUGACACAUUAUAUUGCAGAACAUGCGCAUCCUUCGUUACAGGUGAGCAAAAUGUGGUUUUUGAGCCAGGAAAAUAACUUGGGGCGAUUUUUUUUGACAAAAAAGUCCCCAAAAUUUAAUUUUUUUUCUUGCAGGCUGCUUGCCAAGAACUCGAAUACUCAAUGACUCGAAUCAACACGGUCAUUUCGAAAUUGAUGACGUCACAGGGCAAGAAUAUUGAACAGGAUUAUGGAAGCCUUGAAGCACUUGUCAAUGUUAUGAAGGUAUGAUUUGAAAAAAUCGAAAUUCCACGUGAAAAUCAGUUUUCAGAACAAUUUGCUGAUGGUUUCAACAAUUUCACGGGCUUCUAGAUCCUAUUCAAUCGGACUAAGGAACUCGGAUAUUGAGUUGGCGUGGACGACGAUUUUGUGCUCGCGGUAUGCAUUUUUUGGGAAAAUUUGGGAUGUGGGUCAAGAAUUCCCCGUUUUUCUUUUGAAAUUUGAGCGAAGUUGAAUUUCUGAUUCAAAAAUUUGAGCAAAGUUCAAAUUCCUAGUUUGAGAUUAUAUUUUCUAGUUUGGUCACCAGUUUGGUUUAUUUUUCUAGUUAGGUUCCUUUUUUUCUAGUUUGUCAUUCUGAUUUUCUAGUUAGGUUCCUUUUUGCCUUGACUUUUCUCUCAAAUUCAAAUUUUCCAGCCUAUCGCGUGCCACGUGGUUCGAACUCGAUCAACUCUCCGAUCUUUUCGGUCUCGUCAAAUUCAACCCGUCACUUCUCAAUGUCGGAAGAGCGAUUUUCGAUCUGAAUGGAUAUGCAAUCGAAUCGCCGAUCGAGAAAAAUUGGUGA